UUAACAGUGCAUUUAAGGCUUUACGGUAAGUAGUAAUGUACCAAUCUACAGCUGUGAUAAUUGUAAACUAUGUAACAGCACAGCUACCAAACGGUCCUAGGGAGGCAGGAUUUGUAGGGGGGCGUAUUAUGACGGAGCACAUACCGACAGGAACUGAGACACAGCAGGAACACGCGUGUACUGUAAACACUACUCACGUGGUCGAGCAGAUUCCUCUCAUUUUCAGUUUGAAAGCAGAAGGUAAAUUCAUAAACACUAAUCCUGAAGAUGAACAAAUAGCCGGAGAUACCUCUGUGGAAACCUCACAGGAGCUCAGGAGUCAGAGGAGCUGAGAGACCAACACCAGCAGAGAAAACAUGGCAGGUAGAGGAAGAGGAAGAAGUCUGUUCACCUUUAAUGUGGAUUCUCUGGGAUUUGGAAGAGGAGAGGCUUUACCCACCAGUGCCCAUGCCCCUUCUCCACUGUACCCACCGAUGCAGUUCAGGCCGGUUCCGCUGCACACAGGGGAGGAGGUGGACUAUAUGCUGGCUCUAAAACAAGAACUGAGAGCGUCCAGCAAAAACUUGCCCUUCCACAUUCGCCCAGCCAGAGCAAAGAGAGAUGUGGAUCGUUACUCAGACAAAUACCAAACUGGAGAACCAAAAAACAACAGCAUCGAAUGGAGCCCAGACUGGAGCCGGCUGCCUAAAGAGCUAUGCAUCAAAGAACAGAAGCCACGGAAAGCAAAGGCCAGGUCACAAGUGAAGCCUAAAAUAAAGCAUGCUACUGGUAAGGCAGAACUGAUCCAAAAACUAGAGACUCUUGAAAAGAAAGAGGAGGAGAACCAUUCUGAGGAGGAGCAAGAUGAGGAAAAGAAGAAGAAGAAAGCAGCAGAGGAAGAAGCAGAGUCUGAAGAAGGGGAACAAUAUGAUGAAGAAGAAUUUGAGGAAGAGACGGAUUACAUCAUGUCUUACUUUGACAACGGUGAGGAUUUCGGAGGUGAUAGUGACGACAAUAUGGAUGAAGCCACUUACUAAAGACCUCUUGGGGAACAUUUUAUUUAUUUUAGAAUGAGUGUUUGUGAGCUAUUUUUAUUAUUAACACACCAAUAUGAGAUGUCAAUGCUGCUGUACUGUUCAGAAAACACAUUUAAGGACCUGAACACUGAAUGCCUUUAGCUCUGGUGUUGCCAGAACCACAUUAAAAAAAAAUCUGUGCUGCUGCAACAAUGCUGCUAUUUAAUUGUUACUAUAUGAUUUUACUGCAGUUCGAUUUUAUGACAUAUACAGUUUAAGCUGUUUACAGAGAUCUGACAUAUAUUGACGUAUUUUGCUGAACUAGUAGCAUUUAGUGAGUUUAUGAGAACCCAGGGAUAUAAUUUCAUCAUGUGCCUUUCAGAGCAGUUUAUUGUUUACUACAGUAACUUGAAAACAUCCCUUUUGUUCACACAUAUUUUGUGUACAACUGAUUAUGUAUUGAUAUUGUGUUCAUUGGAAUAUGCUUGUGUCAAGUACUGUAUUAACAUGUCUGAGUGAAGAAGAUAAAGUGCUGUAUAAAAGAUCACUACACUGUGCUAUAUAAAAUCCUCCAGCAGGGGUCAUGCUGAAGCUUUAUAAAGGAGCAAAUCUGCACCCAUGGGUGUACUCGCUUGACUGUAAAGUUUAGAGGGGUGUUGUGUGAUAUGGUGUUGUGUGUUCACAGAGAACAUUUGACUGGUUUGCAUUCAAUUCUCCAAAGAAGUUCAGUUACUUUGUUCAUUCCAUGCAACCAAACCUGUGCCAUAAUAAACUGCAUUGAUUUAAA
Messenger RNA from Astyanax mexicanus (Mexican tetra), 1782 nucleotides. RefSeq names its product RNA polymerase III subunit GL a (gene polr3gla). Gene Ontology annotation, cellular component: RNA polymerase III complex. The record is from RefSeq and is a predicted model, not a curated record. Lineage: Eukaryota; Metazoa; Chordata; Actinopteri; Characiformes; Acestrorhamphidae. Gene Ontology annotation, biological process: transcription by RNA polymerase III. The transcript is spliced from 8 exons. Bases 357 to 1016 code for a protein of 219 amino acids.